GAUUCAGUUCAGUUCGUUCACCCAGAUGAUUCGUUCGUUUUGAACGAAUCGUUCAUGACGACACAUCACUACUUUUAUUGGGAUCAAAGGUUUUCCGUCGCAUAGCCUGAAUGUGUUUGCAGAUUCUGAAGAAGUUGAUGAGAAACAUAAAUGUUUGAAGUUGGACGAAGCUGAAGACUUCACAGGUCACAAUGAAGACUCUGGUGUUUGUGUCUCUCGUGGGAUUAUUCCUCCACGACACGACGGCAGAGAUGCACUCUCUGAAGUAUUUCUACAUGGCGUCUUCUGAAGUCACAAACUUCCCAGAGUUUGUGUCUGUUGGGAUGGUUGAUGAUUUUCAGAUAGAAUACUACGACAGUAACACCAAGAGAUUCGUACCCAAACAGGACUGGAUGAACAAAGUCACAGAUGAUGAUGCUGACUACUGGGAGGAGGACACUGGUAACUUUGUGGGUGCCCAGCAGUGGUUCAAAGUCGGCCUUGACAUUUUAAAGCGGCGCUUCAACCAAACUGGAGGUUUGUUUAUGAUUCAAUUUAUACUGAAAAAAGAUUGUUUAUAACACACACA
Molecule: messenger RNA, 568 nt
Organism: Labrus bergylta (ballan wrasse)
Lineage: Eukaryota; Metazoa; Chordata; Actinopteri; Labriformes; Labridae
Source: RefSeq, a predicted model, not a curated record